CAUAGUGAAGGGAAGUGAAGUGGUACCUUUUAGGGUUUAAGCCUUCAGGGCUCUUGUACUUUCUUCUCCUUUGCGGACAGUUCCUCUUUACCUAUUCAACUCUUGCUACUUCUCUGCCGAUUGUUGCUGAAACUUUGCUGAAUUUAAAGCUGUCCCUUUUCGCAUCUUCAUCAUUAAGGUGCAAUUGAAGCUUGAAACUAUUCAAGAAUUGCUGGAGUUUCCAGCUUUUUUUGUUUUAUUGUUUUGUGAAGUGGGAUUUCCUCAAAGCUUUCCCAUUUUCAUGACAAUUGUCUUUUAUUAGGCUUUGAAUUCAGUUUUCCAGUCUUCUUUCUGAAAUUAAAUUCUGUCCUGAAAGUCGAAAGGUUGCAAUUUGCAGCUUCUGAAUGAAGGCAUAAGUAGCUCAACUUUCCAUCUUGUCUUGAUGGGAUUUUACUCUUGAUUGAAGGCUUUUGUCAAGUUUCUCCUGGAUUGAAUUUUUUCAAUCUUUCUUGAUUCAAUCUACAAAUGUCUUCUUGUUUGAGUGGAGGCGGUCGAGCAUACAGAUUACACCUGGAGAUUAUCAAAUCUCCAACAACAUCAUGGACGUCACAGUCGUCAUCUCCUUCAUCAACUCUCUCAGAAUCAAGCAACUCUCCAAUUGCAAUCUCCACUAGAAAGCCUCGAACACCUCGAAAAAGGCCUAAUCAGACUUACAAUGAAGCAGCUGCUCUGCUUUCCACAGCCUAUCCUAAAAUUUUCUCCACAAAACACCUCACCAAGCCUUGCAAAUUCACCAAACAACAGUACCCCUUUUCAUAUGAGCCAUCAGACUUGUUACUACCUUUUCCAGUCAUCGAUAAUUCGAGCUUCUUGAUACAUCAUCCACCUGUGCUAGAGAAGCCUAAUAGUUAUCCAAUUGAGCAAAAGAUGGCAAGUUCUUGUGAAAAGCCAUGCCAGAGUCCAGGGGAAAUCAAUUCCAAGAUGAAUUUCUCGGAGGUGUCUGAUGAUUUCAAUGAGGAUUUCGAUGCAGAGUCAAUACUUGAUGAGGAAAUUGAACAGGGGAUUGACAGCAUAAUGGGGAAUUUAGGUGUGGAAAAUGAAGCAGUUGAUGAGUCUAAUACGUUUUGUUAUGGUACUAAUACUAGUCAAAUAGGAACUUGUUAUGGUUAUCCAGUUGGGCUAGGAUUUGGAGUUAAUUCUGAGUAUGGAAAUUUUGGGAUGAGAAAUAAUCACAUUAGAGCAUUUAGGAAUAGUGACGAGGGAGAUUGGUGGUUUCCUAGUGUAAAUGUCCGUGACAUCACACCAAGAUUCCAUAAACCACCGGCGGAGAAGAAGAAAAAAAAGGUCGAAAAGACGGUCGAAUUGAAGAAUUUAGUAGAACCAUCAUCAGUAACUGCAAAGGAGACUCCAAUUUCAUCAUCAUCUGCAAGAGCAAUGAAGCAAAAUUCUGGUCCUGCAGAAAAAUUAGCCAAGGACAAAGUCAAGGACAAGGACAAGGACAAGGACAAGGAGGAGGAGGAGCCUAAUGAGCCUAAGCCAAAUGUUGGCAGCUUGCUACUAAAAUUGAACUACGACAACGUAUUGACUGCGUGGUCCGAUGGGCCGUCGCCAUUUGCCGAUGACUCUCCAGUGGCUGAGGCUUCUGGAAAUGAUUUGCAAGCCAGGCUGGCUAAAAUAGACUUAUUCUCAGAAACAGGUGGUGUUAGGGAAGCCAGCGUAUUGCGCUACAAGGAAAAGCGACGCACGCGCCUAUUCUCGAAGAAAAUCAGGUACCAAGUCAGGAAAGUCAAUGCUGAUCGACGGCCCAGAAUGAAGGGUCGAUUUGUGAGAACGCCAAAUUCUCCUGAUAGUGAGCAAGGAUAGAGGGACUUUUCUUAGCAACACUAGUCUAUAUAGCCAUUUUGCAUCAGCAUUUUUUUCUUGAUUUUUUUUCCCCUCAAGACCAGCUUGAACUACCACCAUAGGCAGAAAAUUGGUUAAGGUAUGCGUACCAAGAAGAGAAGGAAGAUCUUUUGCUCACUUUUUUGUAACAUUCCUCUUAGACUUUCUGUUUGUAGCCUUCUUAGAGAAGUGCUUUUGUAUCAAUUUGCUUCUCAAAUCAUGGUUGAAAAUUACCUUCUUAUACAACGAGCAGCUGGCUAGAAACUUCACUCUUUGUUACUUGAUGAAUAAAGUAAUUAUACUAUAAUAUUUU
Coffea arabica (coffee) is the source of this 2173-nucleotide messenger RNA. RefSeq names its product protein CHLOROPLAST IMPORT APPARATUS 2-like. The record is from RefSeq and is a predicted model, not a curated record. NCBI's taxonomy places the organism in Eukaryota, Viridiplantae, Streptophyta, Magnoliopsida, Gentianales, Rubiaceae. Gene Ontology annotation, cellular component: nucleus. Gene Ontology annotation, molecular function: protein binding. Gene Ontology annotation, biological process: regulation of DNA-templated transcription.